UCAACUGUCAAAUAUUUGUUUUUGAGGUUAUGAGAACUACAAUAACUCAAUUUUUACGAAAAAAUAAGAUACACAACACCAAAUAAACAAUAAAUAUGGAAUCACAAGCCCAGAAACCACGGAAAAAACCAACCAAAAUCGAAGAAAUGUCCAAAGAGCAGAUACGCCAAGCCAUUUUAAAGAAACGCGAAUGCAACAACAAAGCACAGGCUAUUGUUGAGAGUUUACUAGAAAAAAACAUAACUGACGAGUUCUUCUUACGUUGCCUGAACGAUAUCAACCAAAGCCACUUGGAAGAUGUGAUUGAAGAGAGAUCUAUCAUCCAUUUGUGUGGUUAUCCUUUGUGUACAAAACCCCUAUCCGUGAAGGAUAUACCUAAGCAAAAAUAUCGAAUCUCAAUGAAAACCAAUAAAGUGUACGACAUUACCGCGAGGAAGUCUUUUUGUAGUAACAAAUGCUAUGAAUCGGCGAUGCAUAUAAAGAAACAAAUGCUGACCAGCCCGCUGUGGUUCAGGGAGUACGAGGUGAUCCCCAAGUUCCACCUGAUGCCCGUGGAGACCGCCGGCAGCAUGGGGCAGGAGGUGGACGUGGCGCUCAUAGAGAGGGUGCAGAUACAGGGUGAACAGAAACACACAUUCACCUCCAUCAAUGACUUCACCAGCGCCAGCCUCAGUGACAUGAAUGAAGAUAACACUAAUGAGAACUCCCCUGCUAUUGAAGUAUCUGUGUCAGAUGACAUGCUUAAAAGUAAAACAGAAACCAAUAAAGAUCUGAAUGUUACUGAUAAGUCUGAAGUAUCAAAUGAUGCUAGGAGGAUUGACAAUAUUAAUGAAGGACUGAAAUCUAUUAAAAUUAACUCUGAAACAAAGACACCAACACCAAGUAAAAAGCCCAAGCCAAACCCAUUGAACAUUGUUGGAGAUGUUAUUGAGAAACCAGAACAAAAGAUAGACCCUAUACUGACUGACAUUCCAGAAGCCAAACCAGUAACAAAGCCAGCUAAAAAGGUGACACAGAAGAAGCAGCCUUCAGUCACAGCAAUAACUAUUGAAGUUGAAAAGUCUCUUGCUGAGUGGUGCACUCUUGACACUAUGCUGUUCCUAUUUGGGGAAGAAAAAGUAAAAGAAAUGGUGACAGAUAAAGGUGAGUGUAUAAAGGACUACCUAAACAACUAUGCUAAGAGCAUAUUCUACACUUCAAACUCCUAUGAUCAGUACCAAGCUCUGUGCCGAAAGCUUAAUGUGCUGGAGCUUGAGGAUAAGAAGCUGGACAGCCAGAUACUGCAGCGGGAGACCAAGCCACUGCCAGACUACUCCAUUUUACAGGAAGAAAGCAAAAAACUGCAGCUGAAAGUAAAAGCUUUCUAUUCUGGUGAAACUGACAUCCCAGUAUUAGAUACAAACACAGAAAGCCCUGGCAAUGUUGAGGAAGAAGAUGGUUUAACUGUAAUACCUCUAGUGGAUAAGAAUGCACAGAAUGCUUUACGCAGAAAAAUUGUUUGCAAUCAAUUGAAUAAAGUGUUGCCAGACUUGCUGAGGUCCCUUGGCUUGCUUACUUUGAGUAUUAGCAGUGAUGUGAGACUUUUAGUGAACACUUUCAAGCUUAGGGCAGACAACAUUAUGUUUAAGCCGAUCCAGUGGACCCUGAUUGCCAUUAUAAUCAUCAAGAUGCUCUCGCUCAGAGAUGAGAGGUUGCGGUAUCUGCUGCAGCAGCCGACGUCCUACAAGCACAUGCAACUAUUGCUGCUGAGCUACAAGCAGGAAGGAGGGUAUUUAGAUAGACUGAUCUCCUGGCUGACAGAUGUUGAUAGAUUGUUGGACACUAAUGAUAUACAGUUGACUGUUGACCCAUGAUUGCAUUGUGUUGUGUAAUGUUACUUGACUAUUUUUAUUUAUUGUGAUAUUAGAUAUACUUA
Plutella xylostella (diamondback moth) is the source of this 1915-nucleotide messenger RNA. Its product is annotated as putative RNA polymerase II subunit B1 CTD phosphatase RPAP2. Gene Ontology annotation, molecular function: RNA polymerase core enzyme binding; RNA polymerase II CTD heptapeptide repeat phosphatase activity. Lineage: Eukaryota; Metazoa; Arthropoda; Insecta; Lepidoptera; Plutellidae. Gene Ontology annotation, cellular component: nucleus; cytoplasm. The record is from RefSeq and is a predicted model, not a curated record.